Messenger RNA from Drosophila innubila, 1721 nucleotides. It is a transcript of the gene Rab2, whose product is annotated as ras-related protein Rab-2A. The record is from RefSeq and is a predicted model, not a curated record. The transcript has 4 exons. Bases 121 to 762 code for a protein of 213 amino acids. Gene Ontology annotation, cellular component: Golgi apparatus. NCBI's taxonomy places the organism in Eukaryota, Metazoa, Arthropoda, Insecta, Diptera, Drosophilidae. Gene Ontology annotation, molecular function: GTP binding; GTPase activity.
GUCGUCAUCAUCAGUCAGCUUGCAAAUCUCAUUCGUAUUGGAAUUGCGUAUUAUUAUUAUUGCUAAUUAUUACGCUCAUAACUAUUUAAGAGUUCAUCAACUAUUUAACUAACGGCAAAAAUGUCCUACGCGUAUUUGUUCAAAUAUAUUAUCAUUGGCGACACUGGUGUUGGCAAAUCAUGUCUGCUGCUGCAGUUCACGGACAAGCGCUUCCAGCCGGUGCAUGAUCUAACAAUUGGCGUGGAGUUUGGUGCACGCAUGAUUACCAUUGAUGGCAAACAAAUCAAACUGCAAAUCUGGGAUACAGCUGGCCAGGAAGCCUUCAGAUCCAUUACACGUUCAUAUUAUCGUGGUGCGGCUGGUGCUUUACUUGUCUAUGAUAUCACAAGGCGCGAGACAUUUAAUCAUCUCACCACAUGGCUGGAAGAUGCGCGCCAGCAUUCAAACUCAAACAUGGUGAUUAUGCUCAUUGGCAACAAGAGCGACUUGGACUCGAGGCGUGAGGUGAAAAAGGAGGAAGGCGAGGCAUUUGCACGCGAGCAUGGUCUGGUCUUCAUGGAGACCUCGGCACGCACAGCGGCCAACGUGGAGGAGGCCUUCAUAAAUACAGCCAAAGAGAUAUACGAAAAGAUACAGGAGGGUGUCUUCGACAUCAAUAAUGAGGCAAACGGCAUCAAAAUUGGCCAACAGGCAACGCCCACAAAUCCAGCUUUGCAAGGGUCCGGCGGUGCGGGUGGAGCAGUUAAUAGUGGUUGUUGCUAGGAGUAGAGAGCCAACCAUUGCCGAUGCCUGCACUUUGGGAUAGUUGUAGCUCUUAGCCGAUAGCCGAUAUUCGAUAUCCGACAGCUGAUAGCCAAUAGCCGCUUCUGUGUAAAGCUAUUAGUGACUAACUCUUAAAAGGUCGUGGAAGCUGAUCUAUUGUUUUCAUUUUUUUAAUUUCAAGCAACAAUAUAAUCGUAAUAAAUUUAACUACAAAUACUAGCAAACCGAAAUUAGUGAAAACAUUUCAAAACUAAGCGUAAUGUUUAAACAAAACAAAAAACAGAAAGAAACUACAACUAUGUGUAACUAAUAAAUAAAUUAUUCGCAGAAACUUAACAAUAGAAAUCCAGUUAAAAUUCAAUUUUAAAUAAACUUAAAAAUGAUCAACAUUUGUAAUUGUAAAAUGUGUCGUGCGUGAUUUCUAAAUUUUGUAAACUUAAAAAAAAAAAAAAACAAAAACAAAAACAUACGUAUAACAAUAUUUUUGUGUACAUUUAGUUAGUUUGCUAAUUACGUUUGUGUAGACAAGAUUAUACACAUUGGACGGUAACAGAUGAUGGCGUGUAAUAUAUACAUAUACAUACAGACAUAUAUCUAUAUAUAUAUUUAAAUAUACUAUGUGAAUUAUUUCUGAUUGUGAUUCGUUGAUUUUUUCGAUGAAUCUCCUCCCCGCUUGUAGUGGUGGCUGCUUUUCUUCUACUACGAAAUUAUAUACAUUAAAAUGUAUUUAUUUGUUAAAAAUCGCAUUUGUUUUGUUUUUUUUUGUGUAUUAUUUGCAUAACACAUAACGACAAACCGAUAUAAACACACGUGCAUAAAUGAAAUAAAAAUAUUUUAUAAGUUUAAUAAAUAAAUAUUAUACAAAAAAAAAAACAAAAAGAAAUCGUGGUGAUAAUGCUAAAUCAAUUCGAUUAUGUCGCCGAUAAUUACGAAGUUUAUAAAAAUUAAAAUAAAACACA